CCAGAUAUAGGCCAUGCACACCACAUCCUGGGCAAAAUACUGUCAGGUCAAGGUAUUCAAUAUAUUCUUGCGAUACAAACAGAUCACUUAACAUUCCAAAUAUUUUACACCUGAUAUUUGAGGUUUUGCAUGGUGUAUUAAGAAUUUGUUCAUUCAUGUAUGAAUCAAAUCUGGAUUUGUGUUAGUGUCUAAAUAUAGAAUCACUGUGUACAGUUUUCAACGCUGUGUGAUUGGCUGAUCAUUAGCUCCAAUGAUUGACAAUACAUCAAGAUGUGUAUUUUUUACCUGAGAUUAUAUACCUACUAGUACUUUAAUUGUACAGAAUGUGUUGUGUUGAUGAGGUCACACGUCUAUGACACAGAUAUGCUGACGGGUGUCCUUUGAACCCUGAAUGUGUACCUGUGAUCAUUGGUGAGAUAACACCUGCUAAGGAUCCUGCUUCCUGGACCAGUCUGAUAUUUCUACCUUGCUGAAAGCCACCUGGAUCCAGGCUCCAAGUGAACAAGUUUAACUAAUGGAUGAAUCAGACAAUAUCCAAAUCGAGAGUGAGGAAGGAAAUGAUGAUCCUGGUUAUCUUACGACCUCCACUGCAGUAGAUAUUGCCAACAAAAUGUACAGCACUGACUCUGAUCUGUCAGACUGGGAGACACGCCAGUUUGGUAGACACAAGAUAACUUCUCCACCCCUUAUCCACAAAAACCAACCCUCCGACAAUGAAGAUAAUGUGCCUCCUGAAUCACCGGGGAAACGAUCAUAUGAGAAGACAUUUGAUACUGUCUCUUUUGAGGCAGCUGCAGAAAAUGUCCAGCUCAGUCCAAGCAAAAAAAAGCACAAGGAGCAGGUUUGGACUGUGGGGAAGGAGAACCAGGAAAGAAUGCCUAAAAACUGGAACAAUUCUGUGUCAUCCAGAGAUAGUGCUCUGGGAAGUUCACUUUUUUCAGCAUUUGGAUCAGUGUUAACAGACAGUUCAACAUCAUUUGACAGCCAGAGCAACUCUGACGACACAACUUCCAGCGUCAACAGCUCUCCUGUACACAGUGUCUAUGGCAGAUACCAGAAAAUUUACACCAAUGACAAAGGAAAGAAUACCAGUGAUAAAGCCUUGAUGGAGUAUGAAAAUCUGUUAUUACAUAGACUUCCUGGAGAAAAUCUGGGAAUGAUUCUUGGAAUUGAAGGAGGAAAAUUUAAUGAAUCAAUAUCAGGUGUGUUUGUAAAAACUGUGACAAUUGGUGGUGCUGCCUAUCGAGCCACUGGAAGUUCAAAGGGCAUUGCUGUGGGUGACGAAAUUCUGGAAGUGAACGGUAUGAACUUGAAGCAAAUGAACCGUGAUGAAUGUAUGACAGUUCUCAAAGAGAUGCCCCUACGUGUAAAUUUGAUGCUGAGGCGGGGAAGUAAAUUUUCUGGCCCAACCUCAUCUGAAGGGGUAUCUCACUUCAGACAAAAGAUGAAGGAGGUCAGUUCUAGGGAGAUGAAGGUGUGUAAGAAUCAGCGCUUAAUACAGAACUAUGCGAUGACCACGACAACAUCUGAGAGUGAAGAUGAUAUACUGGAAGGAUUUGCCCUCCAUCAUGUAGAGGUUGACAAGAAUCCAGAUGAGAGCCUUGGCAUCAGUAUUGUUCCCAGCUAUGGUUCUACAAGAGAAUUUUACCAGGUAAAGAGAUUACUACCCAGUGGAGCAGCAGCUAGGUCGACCAAACUCAAGGUUGGAGAUCGUCUGGUGUCCUGUAAUGCAGUUAGUCUACAAAAUCUUGCCCAGGCUAAAUGUUUGAGUAUUCUCAAAAAUGAGGCUCAACACGGUGAUCUUGAACUAGAAGUCCUUCGCCAAACUGCGAAUGACACUCCUAUGGAAAUAUCAGUGAUCGUUGCCAAUGGUGUAGGAUCUAAACAAUCAAAAGUCUCAUCAUCAAAGGAACAGGAGAUUUAUCCAAAUUCUGGACUUGAAUCUGAGAGUGAUAAUGAUGUUGUUUUGAGUGGAUUUCAUUUUAAUCAUGACAAGAGUAAUUCUGAUAGGGUUAAUCAAAUGUUUGCUAAGAACGUCAAGCAACAAAACCGUGUGCCUACCAGACAUCCACCUCAGAAAUACACUUCCGAAUCCAAUGUGUCUGACCAAGAUUCUGACUACUCUCUGAAAUCUCAACACCAAAAACUUGUUAAGGCAAAAAUGGCAUCAAAUUCCUCUGAUCCUUGGAGCCUGGCGCUGCCACCUCCUGCUGAGUUCUCUGAUGAUGCUGGAUUGACGAGUGAGGCAGGAGCUAGUGAUACAGGUGACGAACAUGUCCCAACAACAAAUAUUGACGAUAUUCUUAGUGACUAUGCACCAUCAAUCUCCGGAUCUUUCAGGGUUGAGCCUUACAACAAGGGUUUACAGCUUAGAGAUGUUUCCAGUGGCUUAGAUCGAUCACAGGAGAGAAAAAGAGGGAAUUCCUUGACACAAAUUCAGGAAAGUUCACAAGAACUGGAAUUAGACUUAAGUACACAAAAUGGAAAAGAAAAUAAAUCUUCUCAAGUGAAACAGACCAAUUUUGAUGAAGCUUCCUUAGAAUUUCCAGAUAAAUCAAUGAACAGUUAUGGAUAUGACACACUCAGAGAACAAAGGCAAGUCAUGGAUGUUUUUGAUAGCUAUUUAACAUCAGAGGAUGACUCCAUUAUGUCGUACAAACAAAGCACAUCUCAUGGAGCUGAAUCUGUGGAGCAAUCCAAUGUUUGUGUCACAUACAACUCUCAAAACAAACCGAGAAACCCUCCUUCAAACCAGAGGGCGAAUGGUUCAUCACGUAGUGAUGGAGACCAAGCUAAAUAUGAACUGAAAAAUGUUAUUCAUGGAGAUACAAAUUUAGGCAAAAAUGUGGUGACAAACUUAAAUUAUGAUGAAAACAUUGUGCCUGUACAGGUAAAAAGAGAAAUGUCUACCCCCCCUAACUGGGGUAAGUACAGUAAGUUCAGCAAACUACCAGCUUCAGUGUUUGACCUCCCAGAAUCUUCUGUUGAUGAAGAGGUUAUUAUUCCUGCAUCAAUUGAGAGAGAAAAUAAAGUGCCUAUAUAUGAAAGUCCUAUGCCACACCUUGAUACAAGUCUUCCACGAGAAAAAGUACCGUCUCGACCUAAACUCCAACCACGAAAAUCCAAAUCUAGUGAAUCAGAAGAAAGCAUGGAGGAAAUAGUUUCUCCUAUCUAUGUUAAGAAAGAGCAAGGUUCGAGGAUUCUGGAAGAAAAACUGGGUACUGAUAUUGAGGAGACAUUUAUCAUUCCUGAGGAAGCAAAACGUGAAAAUGCAUGGAGAGCUGUUCAGCUUGUUCUUAUGACAGAUAAGUGGACAAAAGCAUCAAAAUCGUGUGAUGGACAAGAGGGUGAAGGAGGUGUAUUAAAUGUCUUAUCUGACAUAAAAUCAGAAAAAAUUGAAACCAAUAUUUCAUCAACAGAAGCCAGUAGUGUUACAGGGCUAUCUACAAACCAGCUCUCUACAUCUGUCUCUAGUUCUGGUGAGCUCUCUGUCAUUGCCGUGGACAACAAGUCUACAUCUGUCUCUGGUGAGCUCUCUGUCACUGCCGUGGACAACAAGUCUACAUCUGUCUCUGGUGAAAAUGUUGGGGUCACAGUGACACCUGUGAAUAACCAGCAAAAAUCUAGGCCUGUUUCAGGUGAAAAUAUCAUCAAUGUCAGUGUUGAAAAGAUUCAUGAUUGGCAAAGUUUGGAGAAGAACUCUAGACAAAAGGAACAUAUGAUCACCUCAAGAAUAGAGGAAUUAACCGAUGAAAAUGAGGAAGAAAAUGUCUCAAUAAUACUGGAAGAAAACCUAACAAAAACAGACAGAGGAAUGUCCGAGAGGAAUCUGACAGAUCCACAGCCAACUCACAAAACAAUUGUGUGUAUUGCUGAAGAUAACAAUGUUAACAACUUUGUAAAUAUAGACUGCGAUCCAAAUCAGCCUCUGCCACAUGAAAAUACUGUGACCUUAAAAAAUGCUGUUUUGAUAGAUACAAACCCUUGUGGAGGCCAGUCUUUGAUGCCGCAGAGUGUUUCUGUUUCAUUAACAUCACCUUUGGUGUCUCCAUUGGCCUUGACCCAUUCUCCUACCAUGAAGUCAGGUACUGAUUCCACCCCAUCUAAAUCUCCUGUACCUAGAUCUCCUGUUCCGAGGUCAAGGAAAGGUAUAUAUCCAGACAGAAAAUCUCCAUCCUCGCCACCUAGGGCUGCAUCUCCAGCUGUGAUGUUAUCCAUGGAUACUAGCAAAGAAUCAGAAUCAUCAACAACUGAAAUAAAUGUCACCAAAUCUCCAUCAGUCUCCCCAAAAUCUCCUGGAUCUGUGCUGUCUCCCACCUCAAUUUCGUCUUGUGCAUCACAAAUGUCUGAGGGUGAUAAACAGGCUAAGCCUGUAAAGAAAGAGGACCCACCUGAAGAAUCUGCACCAAAACAAUCAACAAAAUACACAACAUCUGUUGCAGUGACCAAGCCAAGUCUCCUGAGUACUAUAAGGUCCCAGAAAACCAAGACCUCAGGUAACAUGAAACCGUUGUCCUCCAUUAAACCAUUGAAAAUCACUACUAACUUCCAGCCCAAGCCUGUGAAAUAUAGUACAACUAUCAACACUAGACCUUCCCUUCUGUCCACCCUACAUGGGUCUGCUCUCACAACAACCUCCAUGGCAGGGGCCAAGUCUUCAAGGUCAGAGGAUGAACCAUUUCAGGUCAAUGUGCUUAAAGGCAUUUUGGGAUUGGGGAUGAAAGUAAAGGUCACAGCUGAAGGUUAUUCACAGGUUACAGAGGUCCAGCUAACAGGUCCCAUAGCCAAGGACAAAAAUAUUAGGACUGGAGAUUACCUCCUAGCAAUCAACAACACAGAGCUGACUGGGCUCCAGGACAGUAAGGUGCAACAGAUCCUCAGGCUCUUACCUCGUGGCCUUGCCAAAAUCAUUGCCUCAGCAACUCCACCUAGUGGUGACCUCAGAUCCAGUGAUCCAAGAAGAGAUUCUAAGGAACUAGCAAUCAAGCCAGAAGUGUUGGAUAUCAACCCAAGAUCCACCAAGCCAAAGACUUGUGCCCUGCUCCCAGUCCAAACCUCUGGGCCCAAGGUAACCUCCGGGGAUGUUGUAACACCUCUUGAAACCACUAAACAUAUAUCUUCAACCUCCCCAGGUAACCAGGUGACAGAUACAGUAGAGCCAACUGUCAGUAACAAGCUUCAGAGCACAAUAAUUACUAACAGUCAUAAACACGAAAUGGCAAAACAUGAUGUAACAAAGCCAGCAUCUCAUGAAAAGUUAUCAAAGCCAGCAUCUCAUGAAAAGUUACCAAAGCCAGCAUCUCGCGGAAAGUUACCAAAGCCAGUAUCUUGGGAAGAGUUGCCAAAGCCAGCAUCUCAGGAAGACCUGCAAAAGCCAGCAUCUCAGGAAGACCUGCCAAAGCCAGCAUCUUUGGAAGAGUUACCAAAGCCAGCACCCCGGGAAUCUAGAAUUGCUUCAGAGCCUGUUGUUAGGAAGGAACCUCCUCUUAUUGCUCCUAAAUCCAAACUUGACAAGCUUUCAAAACCAGAUCUUAUUGCCCCCUCUAGACCCAUGAUGCAGUCGAGUGGGUACGUUGGGUCGGCGGCUGGAAAGGUUAGACAGUAUGACAGAUCUGGUGUGACAGAAGUGGGGUCUUCUUCAUAUUCCACUCCAAGUAGUUCUAGUUACGUGUCGUCUGCCAGGAAAAGUGUGAUGCCUACAGAGAAGGCAAAGGACAUAGAUUCUACAAAGCCUAUAGAUACUGUUAUAUUCACCUCGAUCAGUGGUUCCAAAAACAUUCCCCCAAAAUUUUCUCAUUAUGAUCAAGAACCGAGACUGAUCCCUUCAGGCCAUGUGGACUAUGUCAUGUCUGCUAAACCAAAAUCUCAUCACAAACCCUCUCUGUCAAAGAAAACUUCAACUGGACCAAUUUGUUCUAAGAUGACAUCACCUACAGAAAAAAAUGCAAUGAAGGUCUCCCCAAGACAAGUCAAUUCUGUUCUUAGUCCACGUAAAAACAAAGACGCUUAUCAAUUUAAUUUGUUCACAGAGUCUUUUCAAAUUGCAGCUCCUACAAAAAAGCUAACAGAAAAUGCCUCGGAAUUUCUCAAACCAAUAUUGCCAACACAGCCAGGUAAGAAUGAUGUGUCGGACAAAAGUGCAUCUGACAUUGAUGUUGUAACACCUAAGUCUUCACAUAAUGUCCAUUCCUCACAGAAGUUGUCUGUGGAAGCAGAUGUCAUCGAUGUUGUUGAUAAGGCGCAUGUUAUUACACAAAGUCUUGUUGAGAGCGAAAACACUGUUAGUAUUGUCAACGUGCUGUAUAGUAAUGCUCACAACUUUCCUGACAUCACCCAACAAGACAGUGUCAGUGAGAAACAACAAGUGGGAGACAAAUUUGCACAGGAAGUGAUAGGUACAGUGGCAUGUACGCCCAAAUCAGUAGACAGCGUAGAAGGUAAGACUUGGCCUGUGCUUCAUGCUUCGGUUGAGGUUUUGCAUGAAGACGAGACUACUAAACCAAUUUUGUCAGACAGCAGCUUACCAAAUAGUAUCUUUAAGGAUGCUAGUUUUGAACAAACUGAUUGUGUUAGUGUGUUACUUCCCCCUGAUGAUGACUCUGAUGCUGAUGAAGUCACCCCUCCCCUUCCUCCCCAAAGUACCAUGCCUGGGGCUUUGAGUAUUGCACAGGAUAUGCUGGAUGACAUUCUCAGUGAGGUUGGGGAGAAGCCAUCAAGCCUACCCAAAGUCUCUCAUCACCUACCAGCUGUGCCUACAACUAUUGCUAAGGAAAUGUUAAGUGACCAGAUAUAUGUCAUUCAGCAUUCUAGAGAAUUAAAUGAAGACUAUAGUGAAGAUAUUUCACUCCUUCCCCCUUCCGUCACUCCCUCUCUUCUUUCCUCCACUCUCCCUCCCUUUCCCUCCUCCAUUUCUCCUAUGGACCUACCUGAAUUGAAUGAAAGCCCCAUACAUGACUUAAGUGGUGUGAUUCCUAAAAGUGGUGGGGCAGGUUGUGGUGUGGUGAAUGAAGAUGGUUUUAGUGCUGUCGGUCAACCUCCAUUGCUGGAUAUACUUGAUGAGUUUGAUGUUAAUACUAAUGCUAACCUCAGUAUCAAUGAUAAUGCUUCGCCUGCAAAUUGCAUGUUAGAUUCAAAAGAUUUGUUGUUUUGUGGUGUAACUCCUUCACCAAAUGCAUGUCCAAAUAUGGCCAUAGACUCACAGCCACAGGCACCUGGAAGCAUGCUCACAGACUCCCAUAGUCAGGACAUGGUGAACAGUAGUUAUGAAUCUGUUUUCUUCCUACAGGAUUCUCCUGGAUUCCAAGGUCGUCCAGGUGAUAAAAAUAACCUUGAGAAAUCUUCAGAUUGUUUCAGAGGAGAUAGUGUGAAUGAUGUUGGAGGACACUUUGUAGGUGGCAGCCCUGUACAUAGUAAUUGUAUUAAUUUAUCCAUGCAGGAUAAUGUGUUAGGUAGUGCUGAUAUUGCUUUUUGUGUUGACAAUUCUGAAAAUCAGAGAAUGGGAGAUAACCCUGAUUUUCAAGAAAACUACCAUGACAAUUCUGAAGACCUUCAUGAUUAUGAUGGUCAGUCAAACUUGCUAUCAUAUUAUCAUCAAAUAAGAAGUGAAUCAAACACCACUGAUAUCAAACUUCUGAACAGUUUUGAUGAUAUCACCAACAGUGAAUACCCCAAUGUUAAGAGUAGACGACGAUGGUCUGUUGCCAUGGGAUCUCAAGAACUAAAUACAGCUUAUAUCAAAGGGUCUGUCAACUCGGACAUUACUCUAGAUGAAUCAAUUAUGAGUUCAGAAAAUCUUGCCAUUCUACUGGAUAAUGCCAACGAUGUUAUGGAUCGGACUGGAUUAUCCCUCGAUGAUGAAAUUGUAGUGGUCAUCCUGCACCGACCAGACCUUAUGAUGACCAUUGGUGUGAGACUGACAGUUGGGCAGCACCAGAAGGCUGUGGUGUCUAGUGUAGAUUCUGACAGCCUAGCAGGGAAAGAUGGCCGUAUUGUCUCUGGUGAUGUCUUACUGUCAGCCAAUGGAGAGUCCCUGACUGCUGACAAAAUGGAUGAUGUCAUGGACAAACUAAACAAGACAAUGUCAUCUCAUAUUGUACUCGUGGUAUCUAAAUCUGACCUAUUGCACACUUUGGUAUCCAUGGAUACUGAUCAUCCCUAUGAUCAAAUAGUGCCAAAUUCACGAAUGAAAGUUAAGGAUGAUGCUGUUCCUGACCUUGGAAAUGUAGUUCAGACAGACAAUAAGGUGAUGGAUGAGGUCAUCGACAAAAGGUCUGAGGUCAUUGUGAGUAAAUCACCACCAAAGGCUCCUGUCAGCAAAUUAGGACUACAGGUCACAGAUAUUGAACUACCACCACCAUCAGAGAUCACAGUAAUAGAUCCACCACCACCAGAGGUCAUGGUAAUAGAUCCACCACCAUCAGAGGUCAAGGUAAUAGAUCCACCAUCAUCAGAGGUCACGGUUAUAGAUCCACCUACACCAGAGGUCACGGUAAUAGAUACAUCACCACCAGAGGUCACGUUAAUAGAUCAACCACCACUAGAUGUCACGGUAAUAGAUCAACCACCACUAAAUGUCACGGUAAUAGAUCCAUCACCACCAGAGGUCAUGGUAAUAGAUCAACCACCACCAGAGAUCACGGUUAUAGAUCCACCUACACCAGAGGUCACGGUAAUAGAUACAUCACCACCAGAGGUCACGGUAAUAGAUCAACCACCACUAGAUGUCACGGUUAUAGAUCCACCUACACCAGAGGUCACGGUAAUGGAUCCAUCACCACCAGAGGUCACCACUUCAUCCUUAAUACCAGUAGUUCCUGAUGCUGUCAAAAAUUCUGAGGUCAAGGUUCAUUUAGGUACAUUCUCCUUUGAGAUGCCAGUGUUUGACGACCCUGUAGAUGACCAAGACAAAGAAGAAUUUGAUGUGGUCAUGACCAAGGGAGUGACCGGACUAGGCUUUCUUAUUGAAGGAGGCAAGGCCUCAGCCCGGGGGGAUGUCCCCCUAACCAUCCGCAGAAUCCUCAAAACUGGACCAGCAGUAAAGUGUGGUCAGUUGAUGGUCAAGGACGAAAUCCGUGAGAUCAACGGUGAGGAUAUAACAGGGAUGAGACACUCAGAGGCCUGGCAACACCUCAAGUUUCUUGAUGACGGUGAAGUUAGACUGAAGAUCUGGAGAAGGAAACGGGACAUCUAAGUUACCUGCUAACCUUACCUGUCACAAACGUUCGUGGGAUAGAAUGGUUUUAUCUUAAAAACAAGUUUAAGAUGAAUUACACAGCUGUCAGUUUGCUGGUGGUGAUCAGUCCACAUGCAGGUUAUAUUAUCCCACUUAUUUGGUUACUCAGUUUUUAUGUGAAUAAGGUAUAUGCAACCAAUUUUCACGAUUUUUAACUCGGUUUACUAUGCUUAUGGAGUAUUUAUGACCACAAAAUAGCAUAACAUUAUAAUAGAAACUUGACAUUUGAAUCAUAAUUUUGUUUUAAAGAGAGAAAUAUUUUAAAGUAAGGUUCCUUGAGUUUGUUUCUAAGACAACUUAGUGACUAGAUGAAAGUGAGACAAAUCAGUUAAAAGUACUAUUUCUUUUUCAUUCUCAUAAAACGUAAGACCAAAUUCUUUGGGAUGGAGUGAUGUGUUAUAAACUUUAAUGACUGUUUAUAUAUUGCUGUUAGGAAGUGAGUCUGGGAGAGAUGGUGCAGCUGUAUCAACUAAUGACAAUGUAUGUAUUGCUGUUAGGAAGUGAGUCUGGGAGGGAUGGUGUAGCUGUAUUAAUUAAUGACAGUUUAUAUAUUGCUGUUUGGAAGUGAGUCUGGGAGAGAUGAUGAAGCUGUAUCAACUAAUGACAGUUUAUAUAUUGCUGUUAGGAAGUGAGUCUGGGAGAGGUGGUGUAGCUGUAUUAAUCAAUGACAGUUGAUGUAUUGCUGUUAGGAAGUGAGUCUGGGAGGGAUGGCGUAGCUGUAUCAAUUAAUGACAGUUUAUAUAUUGCUGUCAGGAAGUGAGUCAGGGAGAGAUGGUGUAGCUGUAAUAAUUAAUGACAGCUUAUGUAUUGCUGUUAGGAAGUGAGUCUGGGUGAGGUGGUGUAGCUGUAUCAAUUAAUGACAGAUUAUAUAUUGCUGUUAGGAAGUGAGUCUGGGAAAGAUGGUGUAGCUGUAUCAAUUAAUGACAGUUUAUAUAUUGCUGUUAAGAAGUGAGUUUGGGAGAGAUGGUGUAGCUGUAUCAAUUAAUGACAGUUUAUAUAUUGCUGUCAGGAAGUGAGUCAGGGAGAGAUGGUGUAGCUGUAAUAAUUAAUGACAGCUUAUGUAUUGCUGUUAGGAAGUGAGUCUGGGUGAGUUGGUGUAGCUGUAUCAAUCAAUGACAGUUUAUGUAUUGCUGUUAGGAAGUGAGUUUGGGAGAGAUGGUGUAGCUGUAUCAAUUGAUGACAGUUUAUAUAUUGCUGUUAGGAGAUGAGUCUGGGAGAGAUGGUGUAGCUGUAUUAAUAAAUGACAGUUUAUAUAUUGCUGUUAGGAAGUGAGUCUGGGAUAGAUGGUGUAGCUGUAUCAACUAAUGACAGUUUAUAUAUUGCUGUUAAGAAGUGAGUUUGGGAGAAAUGGUGUAGCUGUAUUAAUCAAUGACAGUUGAUGUAUUGCUGUUAGGAAGUGAGUCUGGGAUAGAUGGUGUUGCUGUAUCAAUUAAUGACAGAUUAUAUAUUGCAGUUAAGAAGUGAGUCUGGGAGAGAUGGUGUAGCUGUAUUAAUUGAUGACAGUUUAUGUAUUGCUGUUAGGAAGUGAGUCUGGGGGAGAUGGUGUAGCUGUAUUAAUUAAUGACAGUUUGUGUAUUGCUGUUAGGAAGUGAGUCUGGGUGAGGUGGUGUAGCUGUAUCAAUUAAUGACAGAUUAUAUAUUGCAGUUAAGAAGUGAGUCUGGGAGAGAUGGUGUAGCUGUAUUAAUUAAUGACAGUUCAUGUAUAGCUGUUAGAAAGUGAGUCUGGGAGAGAUGGUGUAGCUGUAUUAAUUGAUGACAGUUGAUGUAUUGCUGUUAGGAAGUGAGUCUGGGUGAGAUGGUGUAGCUGUAUCAAUCAAUGACAGUUGAUGUAUUGCUGUUAGGAAGUGAGUCAGGGAUAGAUGGUGUAGCUGUAUCAAUUAAUGACAGUUUAUAUAUUGCUGUUAAGAAGUGAGUUUGGGAGAGAGAGAUGGUGUAGCUGUAUCAAUUAUUGACAGUUUAUAUAUUGCUGUUAGGAAGUGAGUCUGGGAGAGAUGGUGUAGCUGUAUCAAUUAAUGGCAGUUUAUGUAUUGCUGUUAGGAAGUGAUUCUGGGUGAGAUGGUGUAGCUGUAUCAAUUAAUGGCAGUUUAUGUAUUGUUGUUAGGAAGUGAGUCUGGGAGAGAUGGUGUAGCUGUAUUAAUUAAUGACAGUUUAUAUAUUGCUGUUAGGAGGUGAGUCUGUUGGAUAUGGUGUAGCUGUAUUAAUUGAUGACAGUUUAUGUAUUGCUGUUAGGAAGUGAGUCUGGGGGAGAUUGUGUAGCUGUAUUAACUAAUGACAGUUUAUAUAUUGCUGUUAGGAUGUGAGUCUGGAAGAGAUGGUAUAGCUGUAUCAAUUAAUGACAGUUUAUGUAUUGCUGUUAGGAAAUGAGUCUGGGAGAGAUGGUGCAGCUGUAUAAACUAAUGACAGUUUAUGUAUUGCUGUUAGGAAGUGAGUCUGGGAGAGAUUGUGUAGCUGUAUUAAUUAUGACGGUUUAUAUGUUGCUGUUGUAGCUGUAUUAAUUAAUGACAGUUUAUGUAUUGCUGUUAGGAAGUGAGUCUGGGAGAGAUGGUGCAUCUGUAUCAAUUAAUGACAGUUUAUGUAUUGCUGUUAGGAAGUGAGUCUUGGAUAGAUGGUGUAGCUGUUUCAAUUAAUGACAGUUUAUAUAUUGCUGUUAGGAAGUGAGUCUUGGAGAGAUGGUGGAGCUGUAUCAAUUAAUGACAGUUUAUAUAUUGCUGUUAGGAAGUGAGUCUGGGGGAGAUGGUGCAUCUGUAUCAAUUAAUGACAGUUUAUGUAUUGCUGUUAGGAAGUGAGUCUGGGAGAGAUGGGGUAGCUGUAUCAAAUAAUGAUAGUUUAUGUAUUGCUGUUAGGAAGUGAGUCUGGGAGAGAUGGUGUAGCAAU
Mizuhopecten yessoensis (Yesso scallop) is the source of this 12106-nucleotide messenger RNA. Its product is annotated as mucin-17-like. The transcript has 12 exons. NCBI's taxonomy places the organism in Eukaryota, Metazoa, Mollusca, Bivalvia, Pectinida, Pectinidae. Bases 515 to 9190 code for a protein of 2891 amino acids. The record is from RefSeq and is a predicted model, not a curated record. Gene Ontology annotation, molecular function: protein binding.